This is a messenger RNA of Branchiostoma floridae (Florida lancelet), 5923 nucleotides long. Its product is annotated as thrombospondin type-1 domain-containing protein 7A-like. The coding region runs from base 310 to 4839 and encodes 1509 amino acids. The record is from RefSeq and is a predicted model, not a curated record. The transcript has 29 exons. Lineage: Eukaryota; Metazoa; Chordata; Leptocardii; Amphioxiformes; Branchiostomatidae.
UGUCCCCUAGAUAGCGGUACAGAUCCUUGCGUUCUCCGGGUAUGAAUCACAAAGUCCGCAGAAAUGUGAGUUGGAGGGCACGAAAGAAAGCAGCGAGGUCACAAGACAGUUCUAGUUCUCAGGGAAAGAAGAGACAGCACGUUCCCGGUACCAGCCAAGCUCCUGGGAUCCUCUGAACGAGUGCCAACAUCGCCAGGACUCGUUAAUUGUCGCUAUUGUCGUGCGUUAAUCGUUCUAUUGUGAGAAACGUUUGACAAUUGCUUGCGGGUCAUCGCUUCUUUUGUAGGGUUUCAUUGUUUACAUUCAGCCAUGUCAUGCCCGCAGGGGAAACCGAGGACUUUCGCUGGUCUUUCCUGGGCCGUGGUUCGUGUCGUUGUGCUUUUGAACUUGGAGAUUGAUGUGGUAGAAGGACUAGAAGCGGGUCCGUACGUAUGGACCCCGUCACCGUGGGAAGAGUGCGAGCGCGGCGGGGGAGAGUGCAACCGAGCCCGCCGGGCUGUCUGCCUCCGCGCGGUGGACAGCCGCAUGGUUCCGCCGUACUACUGCCGCGAACAGGACGACUCGGAACUACCCGUUCUGAGCGAGCCAUGCUACAACUGUACACAAGACUGCGUGCACUCCGUCUGGUCUCCGUGGUCGGAGUGUUCGGCGACCUGUGCUCCCGAGGCGACCCGGUACCGUACCCGGCGGGUGCUGGUCCCAGCCCGUGGGGAGGGCGCCCGGCCCUGCGGCCCCUUCUCCGAGGUGGAAGACUGUCCGGACCUCCCCGUCUGCACGGUGGAGAUAACGGUACGCAGCUACACGUGGAAGGUCGGGCCAUGGACAAGCUGUCGCCAGAUCCCAUUGUCAGCCAGACCCAAGCAGAGCUCCAUCGGCAGCUGUGACAGCGGACUGAGAACACGGGAGGUCGCGUGUAUCGACUACGAGGGGAACGCCGUCAGCGACCCGUUCUGUAUGGAAGGGAGGAAAGGUGCGUCCAGACCUGCGAGCUCGGAGGCCUGUGUUCUGCCAUGUGACUGCCAGGUGUCAGACUGGGGAGACUGGGGGGCAUGUUCUAAAACUUGCCAUGACACGGACUCAACAGAUGAUCAGGAUAUGGGACUUCAGACGAGGACCCGAACGGUGGUGAGGCUGCCCCUGAACGGAGGUCUUCCCUGCCCGUCCCUUUCUGAACAGGCACACUGUAAUGUCUCCGCACUGCCACCCUGCCCAGUAUACAGCUGGCACAGUGAGUCCUGGGGGGAGUGUGUUCUGGAUGAGGAGACGGAGGGGGUGUGUGGGGCAGGCUGGCAGGGCAGGCAGGUGUGGUGUACCGAGGAGGCAGACCAGGACAACAGGCCUGUCAACAACGCUCUCUGUCUGCAUGGAGACAACACGACCUCCGCACGGCCAGCCGUACGCCGUGCCUGCCGUGUGCCGUGUCCGCAGGGUUGUGAACUGGGAGAGUGGCAGAACUGGUCACCCUGUACCAAGAGCUGCGGCACAGGCGGACUGAGGUUACGUUUCCGAGAGGUUCUAAUCCCGGCGGCGCACGGCGGCGAGCAGUGUGAUGCCCAGGUGCAGACUCGGGAGUGUGAACCCGUGGAGUGCUCCUGGUGGCACACAGGUCGAUGGAGCAAGUGUUUCUUGAACUUCGGGUUGGACCAGCCGUGCGGCCCGGGGUCCCAGAUCAGGGUCAUGUACUGUAAGAGCGCGCUGGAUGAGGUUCUUCCUCGGGAAAACUGCUCCCAUAUUCAGGAACCACAACGCGAGAAUAAUUGCAAGGUCCCGUGUCCAGGUGACUGUGUGGUGUCGGAGUGGUCAGACUGGGGACACUGCUCCGUGUCCUGUGGUGUAAAGGGAGGAUUCCAGACACGAAUUAGACAAGUUCUAGCUUACUCCAGAAACGACACGGAGUGUCUGCCUGCAGAUGAGCUGGUGCAGAGGCGUGUAUGUAACCAGCAGGUGCCCUGCAGCACGUACCUGUGGCAGGUCGGGCCCUGGGGCGGCUGUCAGUCCGUCAAUCAAACCUGCGGAGACGACAGCGGCGUACAGACACGACCGGUCUACUGUGGGAAAGACACGGGUUCUGCAGUAGAUGAGGAACUUUGUGAUGCGGACUCCAAACCCCCGAGACAGCAGGCCUGUUCAGUCCCCUGUCCCGAGGACUGCAUGCUCAGUAAAUUCAGCGGCUGGUCCGAGUGCAGCCAAACGUGUGGAGACGCAGCCCUUAAAUUCAAGACUCAGAGGAUCCUCAGAGUGGCAGCAAAUGGUGGGAAGGCAUGUCCCCCUCACAGCAAGGAUGGUAUUGUGACUAAGCGGCGUCGGUGUAAGAACCUCCCCCCCUGCUACACCUAUGAUUGGUCACCGGAGCAGUGGGGCGAGUGUCAGGCUCUGUUCGGGAAGUGUGGGCCGGGGUACCAGACGCGCAAGGUGGACUGUGGGAGGAACGAUGGGGUCACAGCUGACCAUGGAGUUUGUGUUGAGAAGUUGCUAGCCAACCCACCUCCCUCCCAGAAGCGCUGUUUCAUCCCGUGCCCUGGAGACUGUGUGCUCUCUGAUUGGUCAGACUAUGGACCCUGUUCCCAGACGUGUGGGGACCUGCCGGGAACCAUGGUCCGGACACGAUACAUCGUCAACUUGGACCCCACCCAGACAGAGAAAGAGCAGUGUCCGCACAUCCGGGAUGAGGACCUUGUUGAGCAGGCACCAUGCAACGGACAGCCCUGUCUGACGUACAACUGGGAAAUGGGGCCUUGGAGGAGCUGUAUCCCGCACAAGGAUGCCAUGUGUGGGCGUGGCCUGCAGCACGCGGUGGUCCUGUGUGUGCGGAGUGAUGGACAGCAGGUGGAGCCGGACCUGUGUGAGGAGCGGCUCCGCCCCUUGUCCAGCCGACCCUGCGACGUGCCCUGUCCUGUGGACUGUCAGGUCUCGGACUGGUCGGAGUGGAGUCUGUGCUCACACGUCUGUGGCUUAGGUACUAAGAACAGAGCGAGGGAGGUCGUGCGCCCUGCCCAACACGGCGGCCGACCCUGCCCCGACCUGCUGCAGACCACGACCUGUUCGCUCAGGUCAUGCGAGGACCUGGAGUGGGAAGUGUCCGAGUGGAGUGCCUGUGCCGUGAGAGGAACAUGUGGGGAGGGUUACCAAACCAGGUCGUACAACUGUCCCCUGGGGGAGGGCUACUUUGAGGUGACCCAGUGUGAAUGGAGUGCUCCCAUCCCUCAGACUGUGCGGAUGUGUGAUCUGCCAUGUCCAGGUGACUGCGUUCUCUCGGAGUGGUCGGACUGGUCCGAGUGUUCCUUACCGUGCUCCGAGGGCGGAGGCUACAAGACUCGUACAAGAGAGAUGGUGCGGCGUCCGAUCCCAGAGGGCAGGCAGUGCGGUAACACGACAGAGAUUGCGUCCUGCAAGGCGGACUGCCAACACGAGUACCGCGUACAGGUGUCCUCCUGGACGGGCUGUAUGGUACCUUCUGGGGAUGUCUGUGGAAAAGGUACGAGACACCGUACGGUAAACUGUGUCCGUGAUGACGGCAUGUUGAUGUCGUUAUCGCACUGCCACGACACCAAUGUCACCCGCAGCGAGCCCUGCAAACUCGAAUGUCCCGUGGACUGCAACCUGGGAGGCUUCUCCGAUUGGACGACCUGUACCGGGGCUUGUGGACUCUCUGCGUACCGGAACAGAACACGAGAAAUCGCAGAGGAAGGGAACAAACUUGGAAGACCAUGUCCUAGCGAGCUCCUACGCACACAGACCCUCCCCUGUGACCCUGCACCAUGCUACACCCACUCCUGGGAGCGAGGAGACUGGGGAGACUGCAGUGUGGCAAGCCAGGGCUGCGGGAUCGGGGAGAGAACACGAACUGUGAAGUGCCACCGGAGUGACGGCAGGAUGGUGGAUGAGAUAUACUGCCUUGUAGAAGAUGACAUCACCAGCCUGGACCCCUCCCAUGUGCAGCUGGUUCUAUCUGGUGUGAACCGGACUGAGCUGGAUAUAGAGACCAGUCAGAGCUGUGGCAGCCCCUGUCCUGGAGACUGUCAGAUGACCAACUGGAGUAAGUGGGGACCAUGUCAGCGGGACUGUUCUGAGCCCAGCAGCAGGGCCACCCGUGCCCGAACACGCGCCAUCAUCCGCCCUGAAACUGGCCUUGGACGAGCAUGUCCACUGGAAGCAGAGGAGCUCAUACAAAUAAGGUCCUGUCCCAGCUUGAAGGCGGUGUGUCCUGUGUACCGGUGGAGAACUGGUCCGUGGGACGAUCAGGACAUUCGAGAUGUCUGGUGUGAAGAUCAAGAUGGAACCUGGGUUACGGAGACGGCAUGCGUGGAAAGAGACAGACCUUCUGCCAUCAAGUGGUGUAUCCCAGAAUGCAGUGGGAGGUACAGCACGUGCAGCGAGGGGCGGUGUAUCUGUCAGGAUGGAUUUGAAGGAGAUGGAGUCCUGUGCUUCCCGAAGGAGGGCUGUGCGGACGACAGUCACUGUCAGUUUGACGGAGCUUACUGUAACCAAGACGACCGGCGCUGUGAGUGUGUAGCAGGCAUGGUCGCUUUGACGGUGACGGGUCCCUGUGUACUGACGACAGCUGCUCCGACGACCACAGUCACGAUGCCGCCCACCGAAGGUGUCCACGCCGCAGGGCGGUCAUCAGGCCUGCCCCCCUGGUGGUGGAUCCCGCUGGCAGUGUUGGUGGGAGUCCUGGCUGCACUACUGCUGGGCAUCAUGUGCUACAGAAAACACCACUCUGGUGAGGCUGUCAUCAACGAUCCCGCGUCUCCAGAUUACAGCAAGAACGAAGAAAAACGACGUCAACUCUAUGUUUCCAUGUUACCUGGCAACAAGGCCUCCGCCAAGAAGGUAUAGACGAUCGGAUGGCGGAUCAGCAGACAAGAGGGCUGAAAGGACUGGCUUUUCUUUUGUACACAUGUAUAUAAAUAGAUGUUUUCAAAGGUGCGUUGCCUUAUACUUGCCGAGAAUAGCAGCAGUCAAAUCUUAUUUGCUUGAAGCCCUCUAAAAACACUUUUCAGUUCUUUCCUAGAAUUGAAAGAAUCACAAAUUGUUGUGUGAUUCAAUCUUGUACAUUCCCAAUGACCCCCUUUUGGAAAAGAUGGUUGAAUAGAGUAAUUGGUCACGUACGAGCACAGUUAAUAUGUUAAGCAAUGAAAAUGCAAUCAUGUUAAGUUUAACUCGAUAGUUGUGAUGCCAGGAUGAAAUUACUUCUGUUUUGAUUGUUGUUGCAUAAAGCAGUCACUUUUUUUUGCAAUGUAUGACAGAUAAAUAUUUUGUGUCAAACAUUUGUGUAAAAAAUGUGGUGAGAAUGUUUAAAGAAAGAUGGGAGUUAUAAAGCUGGCAGUGUAAAGGUAUAUGAGAAAUUGUUAAGUAUCUGUUCCUUGACAGCAGACAUUUUAUAUUUUUAUCAUAAAGAACAUGUAAGAGUAAGACCAUGUUCAAAUGAAGUAGUAUUUGAGUAGUUGUAUUGUAUUCAAUAAUAUUGUUUUGAUCACUGUGUACUUAUACUCCACAAAUAUCUGUACUAUUCCCGUGCAACAUUUUGUAUCAGGGUAUUGAUGGAAAAUAUUACUACCGGGUACAUUUGUAUCAAGGGGAGAAUAGAACUUAUAGAAUUAGUACUUUUCAUGGUAGAAAAGAGGUCGAUUUCUGAGAAGUUGGCAAUGAAUGCAUUGUAAGAAAAGACCAGAAAUGAGGGAUGAAGGGGGAGAAAGUAAGUAAAGUUAAGGCUGUACAGAAAAGUGAUAUAGUACAUUGCAAGUAAUGUAAUAGUCGAUAGUUUAUCAUAAAAGCCUCAGGGAGGCUAUUUAUAUUUAAAACUUUGUUUUCUGGGACAGUUUUUUGCUUCUCAUUUCUCUCAAGAUGUCAAGUUAUUCUGUGGAACACUGACAGAAGAUUUGAUAGAAUUGUGGAACCGGGUAAAAUAAUCAGUUGAAAA